AUGAGCAUAUCAAUAUAAUACGGAUAUCGAUCCAAGAUAUUCAGGUUUGUGGUAAUAAACGAAGAUGAAUGUUCAAUGAGGUGAUGAAGGUUGAAAUUGCAAAUAAUAUCAUUUAACCAAAACUGGUGGAGGUUGAGAGUGGUAAGUUAAUUGUGCAGAUCGUAAGAGAGAAAUAGUAUCAUCAUUUUUUUCGAAAUGAAAAUAAAAUAGGACACCCGAAUUUGCACCAAUUUUGUAAAUGUUGACAAAUUUCGUGUCAAUAAGUAAGUCCAAAAAUGGUAAAAGUUUCAUCCUUAAGUGUGAUUAGCUUCUACAUUUUCACACAUCUUCAUUUGUUCAAGAUUGUGUCUGGAAUGUAUCCCCAAUUAUACCCUCGAAACCUUCCCAUCACCCUACGCCACCCCUACCCAAAUUAUCCUCAGUCACUGCAGAGAGCGUCCCCAUUUUUUUCCAUGAAUCGAAACCAACUCAACAACGCAGUCUCGUCACAAGAAUCGUCUUCAUCUUCCUCCUCAGCCCAGCAAGGUUCACAAUCGCCCAUGUUCAUUUCCACUUCCGGUCCACAGGAUCCUUCAAAUGACUUCAAUUAUAACACUCCAUCCCGCGACACGAACCAUUUGAUUCUAGACUUUUUAUACGAUUACUACGAAUACCCACCGUAUGGGGGUCAAGCCACUCCGGUCGAUUAUGGGUGGGUAUAUCCCCCCUCACCACCACCGACGGUGAUGACGAUACAAGAAAAUUCUCCCCCUCCCUCAUCCCAAAUAACAGAGACGCCCAUUAUAACAGGGCCGUCGCGAUUCAAGCCGUAUAAACCACCAAUGUCACCACCAAAAUCGAAGCCGGACGAUAAAGACACGACGGAUGAGGACUCCGCGACAACGGAUGAAGAUGAGGACGAAAAUAAAAAUCCUGACGUUCCCGAAUCACCGCCACCACCAGCACCAGCGUCUCUAUUUCAAUUUGGGCUUUGGAGUCCGCCAGCAAUAUCGGGAGGGAGUGGGCACGAUUAUAAGAAUAAAUUUACCCGUCUCAAAGAAAAGUGGAAUUAUCUCCUGGACAAGUUAAAGAUUAAGGAUGGCAGUGAUUCUUCAUCUCCUGCACCCAAUAAUAGUAACAAUAUGGAUAAAGAGACUGAAAUUAUUGUGAAUAGGAGGCCAAUCAAGGUGAGUGGGAGUGGUGGUGGUGGGGGAAACUACCCAAUUUCUAGCUCGUCCAGUAAUUCUGGACAAUUUCAACUGGAAAGUCUUCCGGGAUGGAAUGCUCCUCCUUUAAAGAACCCGCAAAGGUAUCAACAACGUUAUCCGAUAAGACAACAACAAGGAAACAGAAAUAAUUACAAUGGGUGGGUCCAACUUGGUAAUACGAGGAGGCCAUUUUCGUUCCCUUAUGUUUAUUAAGACCGAAAAAUUGUGUGGACAGUGUAAAAAGUUAUUAUAAUUGAUUAUAUUAUUUUGUUCAAAGGAAUUUUGAUUUAAAAAUAAAAUAGUAAUUAGGGAAUAACACAA
Molecule: messenger RNA, 1508 nt
Organism: Folsomia candida
Lineage: Eukaryota; Metazoa; Arthropoda; Collembola; Entomobryomorpha; Isotomidae
Exons: 2
Coding region: 276-1400 (374 amino acids)
Source: RefSeq, a predicted model, not a curated record